CACAACCUCACUUUAGUCACAAGAUAUUUACGUGAAGAACUUCAUGUUCCUUCACUCCAAGGAGAACCCUUUUUUGUGGAAUCCACUGCCACAACUGAACCUUUGGACAUCCGUCAGCCACCUCCAUCCAGGGUCCUCCCCCCCGUGUCCGCCAGCACCUCCCAACCUCCCUCCGCCCAGUCCACCGCCCUUUUCAAUCCUGUUCAUCCCAGGACCCCCAAGGAUGCGAAGACUUGAGGUGUCUCAGGACAUCAGAAUCAUGAGGUAAACAUCCAUGUGACAUGUCCAGCCAAACGACCGAGGAACAUCUGAUGUAUCAGCCUUCCACCACACCACCACCAAGGUGGCCGGAUCUGGGCCUCGAGGAUCGGCUCCAAGCGCUGUGGGAGCACGUCUUGGGACAACAACAGGAGCAAGCCAGGCGGGAGGAAGAGAUCAUGCGCCUGCAAAAGCUCUUGACUCAGCAGCGCUUGGACAAGGAGCUGAAGCCCAACUGUUGGAGUUGUGAUCAAAACCUCUUGGACCUGGACGCUUACCUCCGUGCUUUGCAGCGCACUUGCAUUGCCACCACAGGGGAUCGCGGGGACAAGGCGGUCGUGGGGAAGAUCGCAUCGACCUUGACGGCGCUGGUGAAUGAGAUCGAGGAGUCGGGAGGAAAGGUCCAAACGCAGAUCAAGGAGUUAGCGGCCUACUUGGCCUGGGUCUCGGUGCAUUCGAGCAGCGCCCUGCGGAAGCUGGACGGUGCUUGAGACAGAUCUGGGCCCCACCGCCAACGUCGGAGAAGCUCGGCGAAGAGGUCCUUUGCCCGAGCAGCUGCCGAGCGGCACGUCGACACGGCCGCCUCCACCUGGCAAAUGCCAAGCGGAGCUGCCGUGGAGAAAUGAAAGAAAAUGGAGUGGGAUGGUGGAUCUAGGGUGCAGAGCUACCUUUCUAUUCUAUCCAAUGAGUGGGCGGUGUUCAUGUUGCCGAUACUUCACUUACAACACUCCUUGAAGAGCAUGAGUUCGCUUGCGCAAAGCCACCAGAAACAAAGGAUCUUAGGCUUACUGGAAGUGGAAUGAAACACCAGGACCUUCAGAAUGACCCC
Durusdinium trenchii is the source of this 1087-nucleotide messenger RNA. The record is from the annotation of a GenBank genome assembly. Lineage: Eukaryota; Dinophyceae; Suessiales; Symbiodiniaceae.